AUGAAGCCCGUAGGUCCAUGUCCCCUCGCUCAGGUAGGCUCCGAGCUUGUGGCUACCGUCCCAGCAUCUAGGCCCACGCCUGCGCUGAACCCGUCCCCCCUCACCACCUUCACAUUGCAUAGGGUCCCGGAGGACCAGGUGGGGGCGAGCAAGGAGGACGUGAUCCAAGUCAGGGCGAUGAACGAAUGGCUGAAGGAGGCGUAUGAUGCAAGCGAGGCACUGGAGAACAAUGUCCGAAGGGCUUGUGAGAUUGGGACCCACUAUGCCACCCUAGAGAAGGAGGUGCUGCAGAUUCUCGUAGACUUGGAAACUGAGAAGCACAAGAGCAAACAUCUUGCCAAGGAGAAGAACGCCUUAGGAGAGAAGAGAAGCCCACCGACCGCGCCAGGCCAGGCCACCCGGCCCAGCCGAGCAGCGACCAGCGUCCGCCAGCCCAGCAGCGGCCUCCCUGCGCAGCGCCCGCGAACCGCCUCCCGCUCGUUCGCCCGCUCGGAGCCCCGAUCGGCUGCCGCCUCUCUCUGCCGCCGACAGGUGGGUCCCACGUGUCGGGUUCGUCAUCGAUCUCCCGCCGGAGUCCCGCACGCGCACGCUCCGCCGGCCGACGCCGUGCUCAACCCGGACGCCUCCCUCGCCUUGCCCCUCGCCCAAGGCGACCCACCUUUAUAUAGCCUCGGCCCCGGGCCUCUUUUCCCUCAAACUCACAGCGCACGAAGCCCCUCGCAGCCACCGUACGAACUGGCCAGAGUUCCCAACUCCGACGAGAUCCGCCGCACCGCCCCGCACUCCACCGCCACCCUCGCCCGACGCCACCACCGUCGGAUCCGCCUCGCCGAGCCGCAUCACCCGGUGCCGCCGACCACCGGAGCCGUCGCCCCGCACGAAGCCGAGCCGCCGCCGCCGUUUUCUUCUUCGCCGGUGACCCCACCGCCGCGGUAG
Molecule: messenger RNA, 936 nt
Organism: Aegilops tauschii subsp. strangulata
Lineage: Eukaryota; Viridiplantae; Streptophyta; Magnoliopsida; Poales; Poaceae
Source: RefSeq, a predicted model, not a curated record